This is a messenger RNA of Punica granatum (pomegranate), 1279 nucleotides long. The record is from RefSeq and is a predicted model, not a curated record. NCBI's taxonomy places the organism in Eukaryota, Viridiplantae, Streptophyta, Magnoliopsida, Myrtales, Lythraceae.
UCAUGGGAAAGGAUGCGGGGCCCGGAUUAAAGAAAAGCUCCUAGAAAGAACAACCACAGACAUGCUCAUCCCUGCCCUCCCCGUGCCUUGUUUGUCAUGCAUGCGACUGCGACCAUGGAGCUUAUGUAGUAUGUAAGUGGACGUGGGGUGAGCGAACAGGGGAAGCCAAACGCAGCACCAAACAUCCUCCGCAGGCCCAAAAGCGGUCGGACAUCAGCGUUGCAGCAGCAGCCCAAGAAGCAUCGUCACUGCUGCCAUCAUCGGCACAACGACACCUCCCCGGUCCUCUUCUCCCUCCAUCGCCCUCCCCGCCGGCAGUCGGCCCUCUCUCCCUCUUUUCCUCUUCUGUCUUCUUCUUCUUCUUCUUCCGUCUGACAGCUGCUGUAUACAUUCCGGGAGGUGCUCUGUUCCGAUUUCCGAAUCAGAAAAUUGAAUGUCUGGCACCAGCAGCGAUGAAGGCAGCCCUUUCAGGAAGCUCCCGGAUCAUCUCCUGAUAGAGAUCUUUAUUCGGGUUCCCAUUUCGGAAUGGGCGGGGAUAUCCUGCGUGAAGAAGCGGUGGGCCGACCUGUUUCGUGGGGAAUGCCUGUGGCAGGCUGCUCUCUCAAGGUCCUACCCUUUUGCGAGCUGCGCAAAGAGGUGGCCUGGGCCAAUCCCACGAGGCUUGAGUAAAAGGAGAUACAUUGCUCUAUACAUUAGUAAACAUAUGUUUGCCCUUGAUGGUGAUGUGGAUGAGAUUGUGGGUCAUGCUUAUCUCUUUCUUAAAGAACGGCUUGAACUUCCUGCCAUGCCACCUCCUUCGGGGAUCCUUCAUGGAACGAUGAUAGAUCAGUUCAUAGCUUGUGGCAAGUCGAGGGAUGCAGCACACGAGCUCGUCUCACAGAUUUGGCUCGCUGUCCUCGACAACUUGGAUGAGAACGAGCACACGUUUCUCUUGCUCAAGCGACUCGUGCUGGAGGCCGACGUCUUUCUCCCCUACCCAUACUCCAUAUCAAUCAAAGUGUGGUGGCGAGUGUUCGAGAAGCUAUUCACGGACUUCCGCGACUGCUUCAAGCACGGCGAUUACUUCGAUGUGCUGUCCAUAGCCAAGAAUAAGUUUCAGCCAAUACCCUCUGUCUGGUUAGGUUAUUAGUAUAUACUAGGAUAGGAUAGGAAAAGCUCCCUGUAUUGUUCUGUCUCUGAAAUUUAACCCGAUUCUGAGGUGUGUAUAACGAUGCAUGUAAAACUAAAGUAAUAGGCAUCACAACGUAGUGUAGCAAAAAUUUAUAAGUAACUUUUGCAA